AUGGUUAAGGCUGCUUCGCUUUACAUAUUGGCUGCCGCCGCACUCGUAGUUGCUGAUCCAACCGUUUAUCUUAUCCGACAUGGCGAGAAGCCAGAUGAUGGUGAUGGGCUAAGCUCCCAGGGCCUUGAGCGUGCACAAUGUCUGCGAAAUGUUUUUAGCUCGAGUUCCAGCUACAACAUUGGCCAUAUUAUGGCGCAAACCCCUCAAAGUGAUGGCAGCCGUCAGCGCCCCUAUGAUACCGUGGAGCCUCUAGCAGGGGACCUGGGCCUGACUGUCGAUACUUCUUGCGACCGGGAUGACCCUAGCUGCGUCAAGGAUGUUGUCGAUGGAUAUACCGGGUCUGGAAAUAUCCUGAUCUGCUGGGAACACGAUGCCCUGACCGACAUUGUUGAUAAACUAGGCGACGAUGAUGCUCCUGAUUAUCCCGACGAUAGCUUCAAAAUUAUCUGGACUGAUCCUUCACCUUAUGACGAUAUUACGUCCAAGACCAGCGAGAACUGCCCUGGACUAGAUGACUAA
Messenger RNA from Penicillium angulare, 519 nucleotides. RefSeq lists its product as uncharacterized. The record is from RefSeq and is a predicted model, not a curated record. The coding region runs from base 1 to 519 and encodes 172 amino acids. The transcript has 3 exons. NCBI's taxonomy places the organism in Eukaryota, Fungi, Ascomycota, Eurotiomycetes, Eurotiales, Aspergillaceae.